Messenger RNA from Tripterygium wilfordii, 2439 nucleotides. RefSeq lists its product as uncharacterized. The transcript is spliced from 4 exons. The coding region runs from base 253 to 1497 and encodes 414 amino acids. The record is from RefSeq and is a predicted model, not a curated record. Lineage: Eukaryota; Viridiplantae; Streptophyta; Magnoliopsida; Celastrales; Celastraceae.
AGAGGAGAGUACACACAAUAACAGGGAAGAGUUAAUCCGGUAAUCCCCACCCAAACAAGGUAUUCUUUGGCAGUUGGCAACUUAAUCCUACCCAGAAAGAAAAGAAAUCACACCAAAAAUAUUCGUCGAUUAUUAAGCAAAUAAUAAUCAGAGCAAAUAUUCACCAACUACUACGACGACCUUGAUUAUCUCAAACACAAUCGAUUAACAAGUUUUCCUGCUGCAGAAUUUGUGAAUAGUGCAAUACCAACAAUGAGAUUUAAGAAAGGAACUAAAGUAGAAGUACAGAGCAAAAAAGAUGUGCCAUCGGGCUCAUGGAGAUGUGCUGAAAUAAUCAAUGGCAAUGGUAAAAAUUAUACAGUGAAGUAUGAUGGCCAUGUUGGAGCUGCUGAUGAAACUACUAUGGAGAGGGUAUCAGGGAACAUCAUUAGGCCUCGCCCUCCUCUGUUGGAAGUUUCCGAAAGACCGUUUCCUUCAGAUGUCGUAGAAGUGUUUGACAACUUUUCCUGGAAAAUGGCAGCAGUUUUAAGUGUUUUGGGGAAAACUAAUUAUUUGGUCAGGCUACUUGGAUCCUCUUUGGAAUUAAAAGUUGGCAAAUUUGACAUCCGGACGAGACAAUCUUGGCAAAAUAACAAAUGGAUUGCAAUCGGAAAGGGUCAUGGCAAUUGCGAAGAUGGGAAACGUAAUGAUAUUGUAACUCUUGAAAAAAAUCCUACUUUGAGAGCCCGAUUUAAGCAGAUGAACGCAAGAGUUAAUUCACGUACAAAAAAUAAUCACUUUCAUAACAACAGUGAAGUAAAUUUUGAGGUAAAUAAUAUUGGUUUAUGCAAGUCUCUGAAGAGAAGGUCACCUCCCCGCCAUUCUCAAGCCGAACCAAGUGCAGAAGCUCCGCGAAAAAUUGAGCAAGAGUGCAGGUUGUACCGAUUGGCCUGCAUAACUCAACCCACAUUACAUGCAAAUGUAGAGGCAGUUGCUUUCCCUAGAGAAAUGUUCGAUGAAAAAUGCAUGCGUUCUUUCUUUGACAAGAGAACAACUGGGUUUUCUGAAGUAGAUCCUGCAAGGAAAAACCCAACCGGCACUGCUGGGUGUUUGUUUCACGCUAACCUAGAAUCAAAUGAUGCUGAUAGUAUUACUUGCUCUGUUGGUAGUUGUAGCAUCACUAGCAAUGCUUCCUAUAAGUUUCCUCGUCGUGAAUUUGCAGGUUUUACCGAAGAUGUAGAUGUUCUAAGUAGUGAUGCUGAAUCUUCUUGCCAGUUAGGAUACGAGGAAGGAAAUUGUCUCCUUCCCAAACACGAGGGAGUAGCAGCUGAAAUCCAUAGGUUAGAGUUGCAUGCAUACCGUUGCACUAUAGAGGCAUUACAUGCAUCGGGACCUUUAAGUUGGGAACAGGAAGAAUUAGUAACAGAUCUUCGACUUUCACUUCAUAUAUCAAAUGAUGAACAUUUGAUGGAGCUUAGAAAUUUGGUUUCUGCAGAUAACAUCAUUCCUAGUAGAUGACAGGACACUGGACCCUUUUUUUUUACCCGUUGACUGCAUUGUUUCAUUGUAGUGUAAAGUUUGGCAAACAUUUGUUAUAACUAUUUAGUUCCGUUGUAAGAUGCAGAAUAAGUGUCGUUUAAUUCUUUACUUUUGAUUUUGUAAAUUGGCCUAGAAGGAAACAAGUAAAGCUUGAAGUCUACAAGGCAAUGAAUAUUAGUGGCACUGUAGUACUGCUAAUGAAUGAUUGAUACAUUUGAAUCAGAAAGCGCCAUGUUUUUACCAACCGCUCUAAAAUAUGAUAUCGUCUUUUCUAAUCUUCCUCUAGUGUUGAUGAUGGUAUGUAACUACUAAGCAUGUGCAUGCGCCAUGUGAACUUUCUAUUGGCAUUUGAACCCUUUGGAUCUUUAAUGCUUUUGUCUCUGGAGGCAUGAGGUUAUUGUGAUUUACGACACUCCGUUAAGUUUGUCAUUUAUGCAUUCUCUCUUUUUGUUCACAGUUUUUGGUAAUCCCCUGAGCAGUAAGAGAGCUGUUUGAUGCUUUCUUUUCUCAUAUGAUUACCUUGUGGAACUUAUACUGGUGUAACUUGAUAUUCUCGGUAUCAUUUGACAGUGCUAUCAGUUCCAUCUGGGGACAUUGCUAAUGCUUCCCCUGCGUUGUCCCAGGGCUGAAGCUGGAAGCGUGAACACAUUGGUUCCAAAUGUCUAAAGGCCUUGUGAGCCUUUUUAAAUCUCUCCUGCUGAAGAAUGCAAGACAAGAAUCUUGUGGAUGUCCCAGGAUGAGUUGAAAUGCAGAUUCUUGACAGGUUUUGUUUUGAAUCUUUUGCCAGCUUACCUGUGUUGUAUUUUGCUUGUUUUACAUUACAUGCAAGAGUGUAAACAUUCCCUGAUUGGUUCUCUCAGAAUGACUGCUAUUUUUAAGCACUUUAUGCUACGUAGGAGCCGAUUAGAUGAAUCUUUUGUG